AGCGAGUGCAAAGUGUUGCGUCUGCAGGAAGGCUGCGCCCUGUACUUGUCAUCUCGCUCCCUCCUCAGCCGCCCCCACUAUUGACAGACGUUCCCUGCGCGCAGCCUGCGGUAGGGAAUGCGGAGUCCGGGCUGGACAGGGGGUCGGUGCGGCGCCUGAGCUGUGGCCGGGGAUCAUGGCACUAAACACGGCGGAGGAGGAGGAGUACGAGCGCUUGUUACUGGAGUCCGGAGCGGAAUGGCUGCGGGGGGAGGUUCGGCGGCUGCUGCGGGAACUGGCGGAGACAACACGGGAGAAGAUCCAGGCGGCGGAGUACGGACUGGCGGUGCUGGAGGAGAAGCAGCAACUGAAGCAGCAAAUGGACGAACUCGAGGCCGAGUGUGAGACGGAAAGACACGAACUGGAGCAGCUCAAAGAGGCCUUCGGACAAGUCCAUAGUAACAACAAGAGAGUAGCGAGAGAUGGAGAGAGCCGAGAGGAGACGCUGAUCCAGGAAUCCCAAACUAAGGAGGAAUAUUAUAUGAAAAAGGUUCUGGAGCUGCAGACGGAGCUCAAACAGUCCAAAAACAUUGUGACCAACACCCUGUCUGAGAAUGAGAGACUCAACUCUGUGGCACAAGAACUGAGAGAGCUGAAUCAGAACAUUGAAGCCCAAAGAGGCCGCCUGCGAGAUGACAUCAAAGAGUGCAAGUUCCGAGAAUCCCGACUGCUCCAGGACUAUACGGAGCUGGAGGAGGAGAAUAUCUCCCUGCAGAAACAAGUUUCCGUCCUGAAACAGAACCAGGUGGAAUUUGAGGGUCUGAAGCAUGAGAUCAAGCGGCUGGAGGAAGAGACGGAAUUCCAGAACAGCCAGUUGGAAGAUGCCAUCCGGCUGAAGGAGAUUUCCGAGCGGCAGCUGGAGGAGGCGCUGGAGACGUUGAAAAGCGAACGCGAGCAGAAGAACAACUUGCGCAAGGAGCUCUCGAACUACAUGAACAUUAACGACUCCAUGUACAGCAACCACCUCAACCUGUCUCUAGACGGCCUGAAAUUCAGCGACGAAACCUCGGAGCCCAACAACGACGACCUCAUGAAUGGCUAUGAGCAGAAUGGGGUUAUCAGAAUGAACGGCAACAACAAAAUGUCCACUCCCAAAAAGAUGGAAUUGGGGAACCCAGCACCCAGCCUUGUGUCUGAUCUCCUCAGUGAGCUGAACAUCUCCGAGAUACAGAAACUGAAACAGCAGCUGAUGCAGGUGGAAAGAGAGAAAGUCGGCCUACUGUCCACCCUUCAGGAGUCGCAGAAGCAGUUGGAGAACACUAGAGGGGCGCUCUCGGAGCAGCACGACAAAGUCUGCCGCCUGACCGAAAACCUAGACGCCAUGAAGAAACUCCAUGCCACCAAGGAACGACAGUCUGCUCUGGACAACGAGAAAGAGCGGGACAGCAACGAAGAUGGAGAUUAUUACGAAGUCGACAUCAAUGGGCCUGAGAUUCUCGAGUGCAAGUACAAAGUUGCAGUGUCAGAAAUCCGUGACCUGAAAGAGGAACUGAAGAGUGUGAAGGCCAAGUAUGAAGAGUACGAGUGUAAGUACAACGAGGAGAAGAACAGGUAUGAGAGCGACACCCAGGUGAUGACAGAAAAGAUCUCUGUGAUGGAAAAGACCACACGGCAAGACCGAGACCAGGUACUGAGGCUGGAGAAGCAGCUAAAGAAAGUGACAGAUGUAGCCGGCGAGAGCCAGGGCAGUCUAACAGUAGCCCAGGAUGAGCUAGUCACGUUCAGUGAAGAACUGGCCAACUUGUACAAUCAUGUCUGUAUGUGCAACAAUGAGACACCCAACCGGGUCAUGCUUGACUACUACAAAGAGGGCAAAGGUGGGAGGUGCAGCCCUGAAGGCAGAGGCCGUCGAUCACCCAUACUGCUUUCCAAAGGUCUUUUAAAUUCAGAGAACGGCCAUAACGAUCCCGGAUCUCCUGCAUCACCCCUUCCAUCUCCCGUGUCCGAUCUGCGGAGAGAACCCAUGAACAUUUACAAUCUCGUCGCUAUCAUUCGUGAUCAGAUAAAACACCUCCAGGCUGCUGUGGACAGGACAACAGAAUUGUCGCGGCAGCAGGUGGCGAGUCAGGAACUUGGACCGGCCGUGGAUAAAGACAAGGAGGCUCUCAUGGAAGACAUCUUGAAGCUGAAGUCUCUUCUGAGCACCAAGAGGGAACAGAUAGCCACUCUACGGACUGUGCUUAAAGCCAACAAACAGUGUUUCAGACGUGAUGCUGCUGAUCUCCUGCUACUGAUUGGAUAUGGGGCAGAACUUGGUGCCGUUAUAGACUGCGAGAGAGCCGACCCCGUUGGAGUAAAUGUCUCUGUGCUUCUGUUACAGACGGCAGAGGUGGCCUUGGCCAAUCUAAAGAGCAAGUAUGAGAAUGAGAAGGCGAUGGUUACGGAGACGAUGAUGAAGCUGCGCAACGAGCUGAAGGCAUUAAAGGAAGACGCUGCCACCUUCUCCUCUCUCAGGGCCAUGUUUGCCACAAGAUGCGAUGAGUACGUCACUCAGCUGGACGAAAUGCAGAGGCAGCUGGCGGCGGCGGAAGACGAGAAGAAGACAUUGAACUCCCUGCUCCGCAUGGCCAUCCAGCAGAAACUGGCGCUCACCCAGCGAUUGGAGCAUUUGGAACUUGAUCACGAGCAGGCGAGACGCACCCGCACAAAGUCAGCGUCAAAAACCAAAAGCAGUAACCCUAGUGUAAGUCACGUGCACUCCUGUGCGGACAGGUCCGAGGCGUCUCUGCUUAACAGCCAGGUGCUCUGCAGCGAGAAGUAUAAGAUCUGUUGUGACUAGGCAUGUCGGAGACUCUGUAGCUCUAUAUAUUCCUGCUUGUAUAGUCAGCAUGAAGCCUCGCUCUAUUCUGCGGUGUUGUUGCAACAUAACCGACGUGGGUUCUUGUUCUUGCCUGACCCAAAGGGUAUUUGUAACGCUAAGCUUCGGUGUAACUAAUGAAAGGGUAGUAAUUCAGUCAUUGGGUCGAUAAGUAGAUACUGGAAGGCAAAUCACUUGGUGUGGCACCCACUUUUGUUACUUAUGGGCCUUAUCCAUCCACUGUGCAGUGUAAAUGUAUGGUGGUGGUAGGAAAAUAUCGCACACGAGAGCCGGCACCGUGAACCAGAGAUUGUCGGUAUGUGGUAACUGCGCUGAUCUUUUGCGUGGAUGCCCACAAUAAGCAUAAUAUUGGCUGCAGAGUGGGCACAGAACCUGCCCUUUUUCUGUUUCUUGCAGUCAUAGUUGUAUUAAUCCAUUUGGAUACAUAUAUUGUACUUACAUCUCUGAUAAAACAGCACAGGGUCCCUCCUGGGCCAGCAUGGAAAUCCAAGGGAACAUUGUUUCCAUAUAGAAGCUGGAGUUCCCAGCCCUUUUGUCUGGUUCAGAUAGAUCAGCCCAAAUAACUUAUAUAGUUCCACUCCAGAAGGGUUGUUUGAUCUUUAUGUGGUUGUCAGGCUAUUGCAGUUUAGUAGCUGCUAACUUAGUAGUAUAGUUGUCUACUAACUUAAAAGUUUUCCUGGAUACAUGGCACAUAUUGUCAGGGCUGAUAACCCAGAAUUCCUUCUGAUUCUGAAUUCCUGUUUCGUCUGUUGUUGCUCAGCCCAUGUGUUCUGUUACAGGGCAUGUUACUACCCCUGUUUAUAAGUCAGGUUUCCAACAGGCAGAAGGUGUUGAUGCACAGCAUAUAAUGUUCACAGAAGGUUCCUUUAUUUGCCUGCAUGCUAAGUAGUGGGAGCUGCCAUGUUGUUCUGAAAACGUUCUGCAGACUACAGAAGCAAGUGCAUGAUCUCUUUAUGACCACUAGGCGUGCUCUUGCGUUUUGUAGUCUAGGAGACUUUACCUGCUGUGAAUGUUUAAUGCAAAUAUUCUGUGCUGUCGGUGUGUCGGAAAAUAGACCUGACUUAAAAAUAGGGCGUAUCCUCCCAUUAAAGGGGUUAACUUUAAAGGAACAUUUUAGUUGCUUUAAUUACCAAAAAUAUGCUGGUUCCCUCUGUGUUGCAUUUCUGUAUGUGUCAUUGAGGACCGGUAAUUCAAAUGAUGUCAAAGCCAGAAAGUGGGUUCCCUUGGUGUUACUGAGAGCGCUGUUAGGGCACUAGACCCAAAGUGGGAUUAUGAUAUGAGGGAAUAUAUAUAUAUAUAUAUAUAUAUAUAUAUAUAUAUAUAUAUAUAUAUAUAUUUACAAGCACAGAUACUAACAGGGCUCUACAUUAUGGAAAUGGGGAGAAUCAAACUUUUUUGGAAAAAAAAAAAUGAGAAUUUCACUUAUUACUGGGGUUAGUUAAAACCGUGCACUUAACUAAUUGUGCCUGUGUGUAACGAGGAGAAAUAAGGUGAAAAGUUACAAUGCUAGUGCAAGGUAUCGACCUCACAGAUAUCUGUCUGAGUGGGGGGGGGGGUAGCUCAAGUGCCUAAUUAGCAAUUUUCUGGUAAUGUAAAACCCUGUUAGUUUUUUCUAGUUGUUUUUCCAAGAGAAAUUGUGUACAUAAAGCUUAAAAUGCAUAUUGCAAGACUUUACUGCCUGCUGGUGUGUACUAAAUUUGCCAUCACUCGCAUCACCCCUUUUCUCAUGCCCAUUCCUUGUAGGUUGCCAACAUCUUGCCAUUGUCACGUCCAUCUGCCUUUAAAUAGCCAAUGGAGAUUCGACCCCAAUUCUAAUGGAAGGUAACAAUUCCCCCCCCCAUCACGUCAUUCUAUGUGGCGCUCCAAUUAAUGGAAAUAAAAAUCUGCCGGAUUUGUGCACGGCAGGUGCUUGUCAUUCAUGUGCUUAACGCUGUCUGUUAAACGUUCGCUUCGCUUCCAAUGAUUAAUCCAAAAUGACUUUUUUUAUAUUCAUGCAGCAUUUGUGUAAUUAACGCUCCAUUAGAUCUCGGUUCUUAGAGCAGCGGCGCAGAUCAUAGCCGGGAGUAUUAGUGGCCGGAGCCCCCGCUCACAUUGAAAACCUUGAGGCGAUAGACUUUUCCUAGAUUUGAGCUGAGCUUUUAUUGAAAAAAGAUGCUGACAUGAAGUUGUCAUAUUCAGUGAAAAGAGAGAAAUGAUUUGGCUGCAGUCCCCGCGAGCGGAGGAUUAAAUACCAGUCAGGAUUUCUCCUAAUCCCCCUACUUGUUCCCAGUUCUCUUUCACAUGCUCCAAUCUUUGAUUUUUGGGUGUAAGAUAAAAAAUCCCAUUUAUAAAUCAGCUUAAUUUCCCUCAGACAGCUGCCAUACUGUUUGCAUGAUCUCCUCAGAUGCAGCACCCCUAGUGGUCAUAAACAGAUUAUAGCCAGGAAUUACUGGAUGGACCCCUGCUCACACUAACAACCUUGGUGUGAUGGACUAACUUUGAUGGUGCUGCUUUAAUUGCGGUCUUUAUUGAAGUCUUUGCAUACAGUAUGGCGGCUCAUGCAUAUAUGCAAAUCUAUAGAGUUUUCUCUGCAUAAUAUGGCAGCUCCCACUAUCCUAAUAAGCUGUCUGAGGGAAACGGGGUGGCCAGAAACCGAUACCAGUUUUCCUGCAAGAGUCAGGAUGAGGCUGAAUGUAAAGCAGCCAUUAUUUAUGUAUUCCUCUAUCAGGCCAAGGGCUGGCUGUGAAUGCUGGCAGUUGAAAUCGGUAUAGUUUUUAUCGAGAUUUAGGUUGAUUUAGUGCUAGAGGAUUGUAAAUCCGGACUCGGGGAAUCUUCCUUCAGUGUCAGAGAGGGCUCCUAGUGCCAUUAGAUCUAUAAAUCUCCAGCCAAGCAGGGAAUCAUUCCUAUGAGGUUUAUAUUUGGGGAGUUGCCAGUUCAGGAAUUGGCACAGAGUCCAGUCUCCUAUCAAACAAGGCAGAGGCAUUAUUCAUGCGCAGCAGUGCUUCCACCGACCCUUGUGCUCUGCUAAUCAGCUCAGCCGUGAUUUUGCUUUUUGAGAUGCAAAUUGUGGUUGAUUUUGGGCCUGGUCUCGCCAGUUAAAGUCUUUUCUCCUAUUAUCUUUAUUACUCUGACUAAAGCAUGAACACUUCUCUCCGAAUGACCUACCUCGUCCAGCAGGCGCCUCUUCUGAAUGGACACAAUGCUUAAACUUUUCCACUACUAGCCGCAGGCUGCAUGACUCUGCAUGUCUCUGAGGACCUUAUGCUUCAUGCACAUAUACAUUUGUACACCUUCCUCUGUGCUUGCUGUCACCUCUCUCGGAGCUUCAGCACCUGUGCUCAACACUUGUAAGAAGUCCACUUCCCACCAGCCAUUAUUGGACAGUAUCAUCGGACCGUAUUUGGCUUCAGCAGGCCUUGCCUGUCCCUCUGGGAACUAACCAGUACCAGCUUUGUUUCCAAACUAACCUGCUCUGCACGAGCUCCUUUCAAUUCACAAUUUCCUUCCCUAGUGUUAAGUCUCUAAUAUCUUGUUUUGUCCCUCUUUUUUUUUUUUAGCUGUAGAAGAUGUAUCCGUCCAGUGCAUUGGGGUCACUCUUAGCAGUGACCCAAAACGGAAAACCACUACACGUUCUGUUAAUCUGUUCCCCUACAGCCCUGGUUCCUUUCAGGGGCUUUAUCCUUAUAGGCUCUAAAUUAAAGCUUUAACCAUAAAGUGCUGCUGAUUUUGGAAGAUCCCUUACAAGUGCUGAACAAAUAAACUCUCAACGCCUGAGCUCCGGGUGUACUCAGCGCCAGCAAACCGGGAAGUCCAUACACUUUACAUCUGAAAUUAAACUCAGUUCCGAUUUAUUUUCGGUUAUUUUAUUUUUUUCAAUUUGUUUUUGAAACCUGUGCACUUUUUGAUAUUUUUUUAAUAUUCUACUUUAUAUUUUAUGUAGACGUGUUUCUAGAAUGCUGUUUGGUAACCAGAAUUAACCAUGGCUGUUCCAAACAUGUUCUACGUUGAUAGCCACAGCAUGGCUGAUCUCCAUGUUAGUAUUACGCUUUGUACUUGUUGAUUUUGGCAUCAGCAUGUUGCAGGGAUUUUUUUAAUGAUUUAACACAUGCUUUGGCAUUCAGUAAAAACAUUAUAUUAUAUAUUAUUAAAUAUGUUCUGUGCAACUUCAGCUUUUGUUUGUCAGUAUAAUAUGUUUAGGUUUGUGUUGAAAUUACUGUUUUUUUAACUGCCAUAUUCAUGGAAAAAAAAAAUCCAGGGUCUCCAAAUUCUGGGGUUUCAUUAUGCUGUUAUUAUUCUUAGGAAUAGUUUAACGUAACAAGAAGAAAACUUGACUUUGCUUUGAUUAAAAAACAGUAAUAGGCACUUGAAAAUGAUAUAUAUAAAUAUAUAUAAUAAGUAGUAUUACCUAAAAUGCCAGAAUUAUCUGAUUUUUUAGGAACUCAAGGAUUGCUGACAAACAGAAUUUUAUACAACUGUACCAGUUAGAUUCCAAAUUGGAAUUGUUUUAUUUCAUUUUUUUAUUUUGUACCGUGCCAAAUUCUGGCACAUCUAGAGAGAGAGCGACAAAUUCUAAAGUUGUCUGUUUCUACACUUAUGUUACAAAUGAAAACCGAAGGUGCCUUUUUUUUUUAAUUGCCGAGGGAAUUUAAGGAUAGUUAAAACUAGAAAAACAGUUUGAGAGUUUUGGAAAAAAAAAACCCAUAACAUUUGAAGCAAAUUGCAGAGCAAUAAAUGCAAACAGGGAACUCACCCUAAAUAUUUUUAACCUUAGCAUAUAUUUACAAAAAGAAAGAAAAUUGUAGAAAAUUCAGUUGGUCAGUGAUUCUUGGAAAAGCCGAUCCUUGCCGAUUCACAGGGUUGGAAAAGGUUUGUCAACCAAAGCGAAAAGCUUUUGAACUUUCACAAGCAAAGACACAUUUGUGGUAGCCGAACCGAAGAUAUAUACGGGAAAAUCCGGUGGUAUGAUAAGCUUCUUUUUAACGGUGGUGGACUGUGUCUAACCAUAAUAAUGUUGGCAAAUGUGAAAAAAAUGUUAAAAAUGAAAAAAAAAAAAAAGUAUUAAUAUUCAAUCUUGCAUGUUGUAUUCAAUCGCUGUUGUUUUCAGGAAACAGAAAGUGAGAGGCAUCAACAAGCGGCACGUUUGUUGAGGCCGAGCCGAAUGCUUCAAUUGGUACUCAAUUGCUGUCGUUUCUGACAGGAAAAAAAAGCUUUGAAAAUGUUAAGUAUGGUUGACAUUUAAAUUAAAAAAAAAACGAAGAUUUCUGUUUGCUGGAAAAACUGAAAAAUCCCUCGUUGUGGGACUUUUUUUUUUUUUUUUAAUGUUAUCGCCUUUUUACAGUAUUGAUUCUUAAACUAUUGUUACUGCAGAUUGUUUCCUUUAUGUGGGUAUUUAUUUGAAAUGAUAUCAUAAAGUACUGUAUUAUGUUAAUGUGCAUUACCUUGAGUGGCAAAGUCAUCUCUCUUUCUAUGUCAUAUGCACGGAGAUUUGCCACGUGAGCUUACACAAGGCUGAUCGUAUACUGGUUUGUUUAGCGAGCGAGGCGUUAAUGAGCUAAUAAUAAAAGGCUGUGCGUAGAGGCUCUGUAAGGUAGUCACAUGUAUCAAUAAAGGUGAUAAAAGGC
Xenopus laevis (African clawed frog) is the source of this 8457-nucleotide messenger RNA. Its product is annotated as protein bicaudal D homolog 2. The transcript has 7 exons. NCBI's taxonomy places the organism in Eukaryota, Metazoa, Chordata, Amphibia, Anura, Pipidae. The record is from RefSeq and is a predicted model, not a curated record. The coding region runs from base 176 to 2818 and encodes 880 amino acids.